GCGAAAUGUCGCCUUAUUGUUCUUUUUUACUCGUACUUUGCUGUUUAAUAUUACCUCUAUGGGCGAAAAGGGGUGGGAGUACGGCUGGCAGAUCGAUCGGAAGUCAUUACCCUGCAUCCAAUGGACUCUCUGGCAACUCGUAUGUUCAUACUUAUCCUCACGCCCCACAAUCUUACCCUGGUGGGACUCACACCCAUAGCUACCCCCACACGCCGGGUCUCUCCGGGAACAAUCGCGCUACGCACGGUACGCGACACACAGCACAAGUGAAUCAUUAUCACUACUACCCACCGCAGCAGAUAAGCUAUGGCUCAGCCCAGCAUCCCGUGUUCCACGGACAACCCCCUGUAUACGUUUACGAGUACAGAAACUCCGGCAGUAGAUUUGAUAACCUAUUAACCGGUUUGGCUUUGUACAAUUUGGGCAGAAUGUCCUCUAACCAACAUGACCACUAUCACAACAGGGAAUACACGAGCAAUCCAGGCGAGAUAUGUAAACUAAGUAUUCAUAAAACGAAUGGAGAAUAUGAAGAAACUCGUAUAGACUGCAAACUGAUCUCCAGUUUUAUCUGGGACGCAGAACGUGAACAAAAGACAAUCACUAAUGUCACUAAAACUAUAAGCGUUAUCCAAAACGUGACGAAUGGAAAUUCGACGGUAUCAAUUCAGAACACAACAGUUGUUGACGCUCUCCAAGUCAAAGGGCCAUCUAUAAGUGUGACGCCAGGGAUGAGUUGCUUUAUGAUCCGGAUUUCCAGAGAUACUUCGAAGUUGAAGAGAAAAGUCGAAUGCGGUCUCUUGCAGGAAUACGCCACUAAAUCAUUAAGAUACAACAGUGGUUCGGGAAUAUCACCGAUGAUUUUAGUUUUAAUAUUAACAUUUAUAUCACUUCAGAUAUUAAAACCACAUUAG
Nymphalis io (European peacock) is the source of this 911-nucleotide messenger RNA. RefSeq lists its product as uncharacterized. The record is from RefSeq and is a predicted model, not a curated record. Lineage: Eukaryota; Metazoa; Arthropoda; Insecta; Lepidoptera; Nymphalidae. Bases 6 to 911 code for a protein of 301 amino acids. The transcript has a single exon.